This is a messenger RNA of Adelges cooleyi (spruce gall adelgid), 1329 nucleotides long. It is a transcript of the gene aay, whose product is annotated as phosphoserine phosphatase. The coding region runs from base 153 to 932 and encodes 259 amino acids. Gene Ontology annotation, molecular function: magnesium ion binding; L-phosphoserine phosphatase activity. The transcript is spliced from 6 exons. Gene Ontology annotation, cellular component: cytoplasm. NCBI's taxonomy places the organism in Eukaryota, Metazoa, Arthropoda, Insecta, Hemiptera, Adelgidae. Gene Ontology annotation, biological process: dephosphorylation; L-serine biosynthetic process. The record is from RefSeq and is a predicted model, not a curated record.
GGGUUAUGAAUAUCGAGUGUAUCACAUGCGCAGUCGGUCCGUGGCACGCGGCCGUGCAAUCGAUACCUGCAAACCGUACUCGCCCAUGCACACCACGUUUGUUUCGCACCAUACCUGUCGCAGUGUAAUUAAUUCGAUACUCGCAAUAUUACAUGUCAUUAUCGACUUCGGUGAAAUUCAUUCAACGGCACGGACGUCGGUCAAAUUCAAUUGGAAAAGGCGCCGUCGGAUUUAUCACACGACCGCCACACAAUAUUGCAGGAAACAUGACGGAAGCGGUAAAACAAAUUUGGCAAGAAGCGGAUGCCGUCUGCUUUGACGUGGACUCUACGGUCAUUCAAGAAGAAGCCAUCGACGAACUGGCGAAAUUUUGUAACAAAGGACCGGAAGUCGAAAAAUUGACUAGCAGUGCCAUGUCGGGUGGCAUGGACUUCAGGCAAGCACUGGCCGCGAGGUUGCAAAUCAUUCAGCCGUCGUUGCAGCAGAUUCGGGACUUCAUCAGGGAACACCCGUUCAGUUUGACGGCCGGCAUCAAGACACUCGUCGAGCGAUUGCAACAGAAAAACGUACCCGUCUACUUGGUAUCCGGUGGUUUUCGUGGGUUAAUCGGACCGAUAGCGAUUGAACUGGGCGUUCCGCUCCAGCACAUUUACGCCAACAAAUUGAAGUUUUUCAUGAGCGGCGAAUAUGCCGGAUUCGACGAAAAAGAACCGACCUCGAAGAACGGCGGCAAAGCCGAAGUCAUAACGCUGUUGAAAGAAAAACACGGAUACUCCAAGUUGGUCAUGGUCGGAGACGGUAUAACCGACUUGGAAGCGUGUCCUCCUGCCGACGCAUUUAUAGGAUUUGGUGGUAACAAAGCACGAGAAGAAGUGAAGUCAAAGUCUAAGUGGUUCGUCGAGAGUUUUCAAGAACUCAUCGAUGCCAUGUGAUCUCUACACACAAUUUGCAAACCAAUAUAUAACCACGGUUUAAUAUUCUUAAAGUGAUAUAUUAUUAUGAUUAUUAUUACAAAAGUUAAUCGUUUAAUUUGAAAGAAGAACUAACAAACCUGCUUCUAUAUUUUGAAACAAUGCGACCGAGUGAUGAGUACAUUUCUUCGGUACUACUAUUUAACGCACACUGUUAAGAACUAUUCGUAUAGUUAAUUAUUUUUGUUUUAUUUGUUGUUAUUCUAAUUAUUGUGAUGAAAAGAUAUAUAUAUAAAUACAAUUAUUUGUUGUUUAUAAUAUUAUUUUAUAUAUUUUAUUGGAAAUGUAUUAACAAUAAUUUUAAGGAACAAAAAAACAAACCAAUUUGACCACUUAAUAAAUCUAUAGUAAAAACUAA